AAGAUGGCGAGCGCGGGCCCGCGCGCGGCCCAAGAUGGCGGCGGGCGGCGCGGCGCGGGGCCGGAGGCGCUCGGACACCCGCGGGCCCGCUCGCCCGGCCCGGCCACGGCCACGGCACCGGGCUCGGCGCUCCGCGGAGGCUGCCCCGGCUGCCGACCCCGCACAGCCCGCGGAGGAAGCAGCCGACACGGUGAGCCCGUGUUCAUCACAUGAAGCUGCUGAAGGACGACCUGCAAAGAGGAUGAAAUACGAAGAAAGCAAUCUAAAAUCAGAGCUAGAGGGACUCACGUGUGAAAGUGGAAACCUUGCUGCGCUGGGGGAAACACCUAAAACGUCUGAUGGGGAUGGAGGUUCAGAAGAUCCAAGAGAGAGCAGUACAAUCCAACAGGAAAAAGAUGAAAGCAUCCCAGAGACUGACGAAGGGAAGCAGGAGAAGGAGCAUGGCGUUUCUCUGGAGCCACACACGGUGAAAUCCAGCGGUGCCCCAUUAAAAACGGGUGGAUACCUGCACCACUACCACGUGUUCAGUGAGGAGGAGAGCAGCUGUGGGAGCUGUGACGGGGCCACCUCGGAGGACGCGGAUCAGCCGCGGAGGCCGAUGCUGCUGGAGCACAGCAGUGGCCUCUCGGAUGAGGACAGCAACCAGCCCAUGCCAGUGCACCGCUUCUUUGGAGACGUUGAACUGCACCUUCCAGCAGUUGUGCUCCCGAGUGUGACGAGGAGCAGGCGAGAAGCCAGGAAGCUGCAUUUCAUUGCAAAGGAAGAUGAUGAAGAGGAGGAGGAGGAAGAGGAUCAUGUCUAACAACAGACUGUAAACAAAUUAAACCCUUCUUCUUUCUCUUUGUGACCACAUGGCAAUGGCUGGGUCAGUAACAUAAGGUGUCUUUGUCUUUUCUCAGGGAGAGAACUGGGAGAGUUUGUUUUUCUGGAAUUGGCAGAUACAGUAUUCCAGUGAUUAUCUGGGGCAAAUACUGAAUUUUCAGUGAUUUGGAAAUAAAGUAUAAUUGAGCACUUUACCACUGAUAUUUGAGAAAAAAACCCCAGGGAAUAUAGAAGUUCUUAUGACUUUUUUGUAAAUUUGAGCCUCUAUCUUGAGAAAAUAUUUGGUUUCACUCAUUUUUUUUGCAAAAUAGUCAAGAAAAGGAUGCUGGAGCAAAGUUCUUUAAUUCUGCAGUCUGUGGCAUCCAGGUAAUGAAGGGGCCAACUGACUCCCUGGUACAAGACAGGUCAAAGGUCUUCCUUGUGUGGGUUGUUUACACCUAACCCAGGACCAAUUACACCUCUAAAAUGCAGUUCUGCUGGCAAAAUGAAAUGCAGGAUGUCAGAAUGGAUUCAGUGUGCUCAUCUCUGCGAGUUCAGCACAUUUUCAUUGCACAUCAGCUCCCCAAACACCCACCCCGUGGUGCUGCCUCCUCCCUCCACCUGCUGCUCUAAGUGUUGUCCUUCGUUGAUUUCCAACUGGUUUCCAGCAGGGAUUUUGGAAACAAAUGCUUUGGUGAUGAUACACAACAAAUACCGUCCCUUUAUGGACAGAGGGAGAUUGCUGAGGCUGUGGGACAGCCCCCUCUGCAUGUUUAAAAAACAAAAGGAGCAACCUGAGCCAAUUCCAGGAACUGUUAAUUCACCCAGUGUUUGUGGGAAUAUUUCUUUGAAAGUGUGAUUAUGCAAUAAGCUUCUAGAUAUUUAUUGUUAUAGCUCCUUCUAUGUUUCUAAAAAUAGAGAGAAAAUGUUAUCAGCAGAUGGUUUAAAUAAAUAUUAAUUUCUACAGCUA
This is a messenger RNA of Passer montanus (Eurasian tree sparrow), 1771 nucleotides long. RefSeq names its product chromosome unknown C1orf174 homolog (gene CUNH1orf174). Bases 35 to 802 code for a protein of 255 amino acids. NCBI's taxonomy places the organism in Eukaryota, Metazoa, Chordata, Aves, Passeriformes, Passeridae. The record is from RefSeq and is a predicted model, not a curated record. The transcript is spliced from 3 exons.